This is a messenger RNA of Abrus precatorius (Indian licorice), 1682 nucleotides long. Its product is annotated as probable protein disulfide-isomerase A6. The transcript has 11 exons. Gene Ontology annotation, biological process: protein folding. Gene Ontology annotation, molecular function: protein disulfide isomerase activity. Gene Ontology annotation, cellular component: endoplasmic reticulum. The coding region runs from base 131 to 1231 and encodes 366 amino acids. The record is from RefSeq and is a predicted model, not a curated record. Lineage: Eukaryota; Viridiplantae; Streptophyta; Magnoliopsida; Fabales; Fabaceae.
ACGCAACAAAACAAUGCCACGUGACUGAAACGGUGCGCAUUAAGCUAUUGCAUCGGAAGGGGUUUCCUAUAAAACCCUGCACGUGCCGUAGCAGUUGAGUUGAAGUCCAAGAGAAAGAACAGGGAAGAAGAUGGAGAAGAAUAACCAGAUCUGGAGCAGGAGCAUCGCUUUGGGAGCGUUCGCGUUUGCCUUGCUGUUCCUAUCGGUCUCAGCAGACGACGUCGUUGUGCUCUCUGAAGAGAACUUCGAGAAGGAGAUUGGUCAGGACAGAGGAGCUCUCGUGGAGUUCUACGCCCCUUGGUGUGGACACUGCAAAAAGCUUGCUCCAGAAUAUGAAAAGCUUGGUAGCAGCUUCAAGAAAGCUAAAUCCGUUUUAAUUGGCAAGGUUGACUGUGAUGAGCAAAAGAGUUUGUGCAGCAAAUAUGGAGUCACUGGGUACCCAACGAUUCAGUGGUUUCCUAAAGGAUCUCUGGAACCGAAAAAGUAUGAAGGGCCACGCACUGCAGAAUCACUUGCUGAGUUUGUCAAUACAGAAGGAGGAACAAAUGUGAAGAUUGCUACAGUUCCUUCCAAUGUAGUGGUGCUAACACCUGAAAAUUUUGAUGAGGUUGUCUUGGAUGAAACCAAAGAUGUCUUGGUUGAGUUUUAUGCACCAUGGUGUGGACAUUGCAAAAAUCUUGCUCCUACUUACGAGAAAGUCGCCACUGCAUUUAAAUUGGAGGAAGGUGUAGUUAUUGCAAAUCUGGAUGCUGAUAAAUAUAGGGAUCUUGCUGAGAAGUAUGAUGUGAGUGGAUUUCCCACCUUGAAGUUCUUCCCAAGGGGUAACAAAGCUGGUGAAGAGUAUGGAGGUGGAAGAGACUUGGAUGACUUUGUGGCUUUUAUCAAUGAGAAAUCUGGAACGAGUCGAGAUGGAAAAGGACAGCUUACUCCCAAAGCUGGUGUAGUAGAAAGUUUGGAUGUCUUGGUAAAGGAGUUUGUUGCUGCCAGUGAAGAAGAGAAGAAGGCUGUCUUUACCCGAAUGGAAGAGGAAAUCGAGAAGCUUAAGGGUUCUGCCUCAAGGUACGGGAAGAUUUACUUGAAAGCUGCCAAGAAUUCUAUGGAAAAAGGUUCUGAUUAUGCUAAGAAUGAAAUCCAGCGCCUACAGCGCAUACUUGACAAGUCUGUUAGCCCUGCGAAGGCCGACGAGUUAACUCUUAAGAAAAAUAUCUUGUCAACAUAUGCUGCUGCUUGAUUUAUUGGUGCCAUUGUUAAACAUAUCGUCUGGAAGCUAGCCAUGAUCCCCCGUAGAUCCUGCUCAUGACUGUUUCACUUUGAUAUUGGUAGAUUUUCAACAGUGCUUAAUUUGAGUCCGUAUUAAUUACCCUAUCUUGCAUGGCGAUUUUGGGGUAAAGAAGAUUACCAUGUUUUUCCCCCAUUGUAGUCUCUACUUGGGCGAUUUUGGGAAAGACGAUUACUUUUGCCAUAUGUUUCUUUCGUCGGCUGAUGAUGAUAGCUAUAAAUUUGUCACGUGACUUUAGUUGAAUUUAUUACAUGACACAAUUAUCUAUCAAUACUUGUUCUAAUUUGGUUUAUAUAAAAUGAUCACAAAUAUCUUAAAUAAAAUAGAUGAAAACCAAUAAAUGAAUUCAAAGAAAAAUUUUGAAGCCAGAGGACUGCAUGGAAUAUUUACUAGAGUGGUCAGG